Molecule: messenger RNA, 1661 nt
Organism: Saccostrea echinata
Lineage: Eukaryota; Metazoa; Mollusca; Bivalvia; Ostreida; Ostreidae
Exons: 10
Coding region: 33-1661 (542 amino acids)
Source: RefSeq, a predicted model, not a curated record
CAUUUCACCAAAUACAUCGAAGUGUGCAUGUGAUGGUUUUUUAUAUAGACGUUAUAAUUAUACUGAUUACAACAGUGUAUAACAGCGAUGGAGGAUGCCAUGUUAAUAACUGGCCGCACUCAUGUGAGGCCAACUUUAGGAUAGGGCCAGAAAAGUGUGAACCAUGCGAGUCUGGUAGAUAUGGUUGUAAUUGUUCUCAAGUCUGUACCACCGGUACCUUUGGAUUGAACUGCUACUUUACGUGUAACUGCUCUGAUGAUGAAAGCUGUGAUCCUUCACUAGGAUGUAUAAAAAUCAACAACACUACAGUAUUUACAACACCUAGGACUAACAGCACCAAAGAAAAUAUGUCAGCGCAAUCUACCUUCCAUUCAGAAAUUUAUUCUACAAGUUUUCCACCAGUACAGUUGGGCAACAACUUGCAACUGAACGAAGUAAUAAUAUCUCUGCUGGUUUCCUCAGCAACAGUAGUUUUCUUCAGCGUAGUGUGUGCUCUUGUUCUGAUAAGAAUAAUCAAAAGGAUUUACAAACGUGAAUAUAGAAGACUUUUAAACAAUUUGCAGUUGACUGACAUGAGGAAUGGGGAUGAAAAUGUAUAUAGUGAGUACAACUAUACGGAUUCUAGUAUGUUAAACAUGAGAAUUUACCCAUCUUCCAAUGGAGAUGAUUUUUAUGACCAUUCUAUGAAGGAAAACUAUAACAUUCUAUCACUCAGAAGCAGGACAUCAAGAGUUAAUAAUUAUGACGUAGAAAGUAAUUCUACGUCACCAUCCCAGCCAUUGCAAUCUUCUGAUGAAAGUAGGUCAGACCUGGUGUUUGAACCAGAAUGUUUGAUAAAUUUAUUUCAAGAGAAUCAAGCUCAACAGUCAGAUACCAGGUGCGAUGAGGAAAUAAAUACAUUGAUUCGUGAAGCGAACGGGACAAAUUUCAAACAAACAGCUAGUGAUUUGAUGUUAGAGAGAAACGGUGUAGAAAAUCAGUUGGUGAUGGACUAUAGUGCACCAAAUCCCGACAAACAGGAAGUCAGAUCCUGUGAGUCUUUACCGGAGAUGGUCACUUAUAUCUUAACCACAGUCCUUGUCAAACUGAUGCAGUCUGCAGAUGGAGGUUGUCAUGUCAACAAUUGGCCACAUUCGUGUGAAGCCAACUUCAGGAUUGGACCUGAGAAAUGCGAACCAUGUGAGCCUGGUAGAUAUGGCUGUAAUUGUUCUCAAGUCUGUACAACCGGUACCUUUGGUUUGAACUGCUACUUUACGUGUAACUGCUCUGAUGAUGAAAGCUGUGAUCCUACACUAGGGUGUAUAAAAAUCAACAACACCUCAGUAUUUACAACAGCUAACAGUACUACAGGCACAAAGAGUGUUGAAAAUGCAUCGGGGCCUGCGGAAGAAAAUCAAGAUUCUCAUUCCUACCUGACGAUCAGUGAUAGGUCCUUUCGACUGUAUGCAGAUGUACACUAUGAUGAGGCCGCAGAAAGGAAAAGCUCCCCUUCAGAAUCAUUAAAUAACAAGGCAGACAACUCAAGUAGCAUCACUGACAGUAGUAAAAAAUCUGAUGAUUAUUUAAUCCCGACUGGAAAAAUUGAGGACGAAAAUCAAUAUAGUGGUCAAUUAUCUGAUCAGGAUAAUGUUAAACAUGAAUUAGUGGAGACGUGUAUUUGA